UUCCUGAAACAGAGAGUGGUUAUAACAGUGAUGAAUUUUGUAACAUACCUUGCUUUCAGAAAAUACUUUAUUUGGCUCCUGCAGCUUCAUAACUUACUUUAAUUGAACCUUUACUGUUGAAUACAUAAAGGAAAAUCUGAUUUGUUUUUUUAAACCAAAUUAGAAGACCUUUUUAGGGCAAUUUUGUCUUUUUAAAGAAACAAAGUAUUUUUUUAUUAGCUAUUAUGGACAGCAUAGGUAAUGAAUAUUUUCUCAUUACCUUGCCUGCAUUAAAAUUAAAACUGGCAACUAAACUUUAAUGGCAACUUUUAAAAUCAAGGACAAAACUCAGAAUGUAAAUAUGUACCUAACUCUUUUAUAUGUAGUGAAUUGAAUUUAUUGAACAUCUGACUCCAUGCUGCUGUUGGUAUUUUGUGUGAAAGACAGAAAAACGUAUUUACAGUUAUUUGCAAAAAAUGCCUGAAACAUUAAUGGGAUAAACUGCUCACAUAAAGUUUCUUGUAUGCAUUAGACAUCAGAAGUGCUACACUAGUAACAGUCCCAGUCUUACGAAAACAAAAAGAAUUUAAACAAAAUUAUUUAUGCAAGUCAGAUAUACUGAUUUUUAUUUCAAUAACCCUUGCAUGCCCAUUGAUCUAGUUGUGUAAGUGGACGCUUCAGCUGACUUCCAAGACGUGUAUUUUCAACACAACACAAUUGCAAUUCAUUCCACAUUAACUUUCCAUGCAUUUGUAUCAGCUACUGCAUGGGAGUGGUUCGUAAUCGUUUGAUAAAAAAAUCGAGUUCACUUUAGUAUGUAAUUGCUUUAAUUUUUUUCCCUGUAACAUAGAUUUCACUGACACAUUAGGGAAGUGUUUACCUGAAGACCUCUACUGAUUAUCUUAUUUUGUUGUGAAACCUCCAUUCAGAGUUAACAUUGAUGUUCCCCCAAACACUACGAAUUCAAUAUGGGUAUAAAAUAAUAAGCCGUCUUGGGGGAUGAAAUAAGUGAUGGAAAAGGCUAUUUCUAACGCGAUUAUUAGAUUUACAAGUGCUUCUGCAGUUUUUCCACAGCAUAGUCCUUCCUACAGUUCUAGGUCUGAGCCUCAUGAAAUAAACGUAAGCAUUUAUAACUCCCUUCAGCAAAACAGCACCGUUUUUCUCCCCAAACGCGUUAAUCAGCGGACCAGGGACUGCUCUAACACCUGGGCUGCGGACCGACGCUCAGCCCGCCCCGGCUGGCAGCCAGAGCCGGCACGCAUCGCCUUUACCUGACAUAUCAUCUGCCUGAGGAGGGCCAGAGUUAUGUCCCAAAAGUUGUCACAAUCAUCAACUGCUGCUUGCCAGCGGAGCAACUGAAGUCUGUGGAAAAAUUCAUUUCCUUCCCAGAGGCCAGGCGCCCAAAUGGGCACCCGCCAGCAGAGGGUGCACAGGCUAACUGGGAAGCCUUAUUUCUGAGCUGUGGAUGUCACUGAAUGGCUUCCUCCUGGUGUUAAACUUGUCUCUGAACAAAAUGAAUUUCAUUACAAGGCUUUCUGCUUUCUGUCUGAGGAAAAGCAAGAUGCAACAGAGGCACCAAAGUAGUAGACGACCAACUGCUCCACUUGGAUCACGGAUUUUAACUGAUCCUUCUAAGGUUUUUGAGCAUAACAUGUGGGACCACAUGCAGUGGUCACAAGAAGAAGAGGAGAAUGCCAAGGAAAAAGCGGCAGAGAACUCACUUGUGAAAGUCCAGUGGGAAGACCAAGAUAAAUAUGAGAGAGAAGCCAGUAAAUAUUGGAAUGAAUUUUACAAGACUCAUAAAAAUAACUUUUUCAAGGAUCGCAAUUGGCUGUUCCUGGAGUUUCCAGAAAUUCUUCCAGAAAAAAGGAGAGAAAGGUUGAAAACAGAAGAAAGAUCUUCAGAACAUACAAAAAUAAACAGUACCAACAGUUUUUCACACAAAAAUGAAAUGUUUGAGGAAGGAGAAAAAUAUUUGAAGAGAAGUUAUGAAGGUGGUUCUACUUCUGUACGAGGAGACGUAUAUCAUAAAAGCCAAGUAAAGUCUCUUACUGACAAUCCUCGGGGUAAAAACUGUGGAGAAGAACUUGACAGGCUAGAAUCCUUCCCUGGUAGUGAUGCCACUUACAGAAUAUUAGAGGUUGGUUGUGGUGCUGGAAACAGCGUCUUUCCUAUUUUGAAAGUUCUGUGCAAUACACCUGGAACAUUUCUAUACUGUUGUGAUUUUGCUUCAGGAGCAGUGGAGCUGGUAAAGUCACAUUCGUCCUACAAUUCAGCCUGGUGUUCUGCCUUUGUUCAUGAUGUGUGUGAUGAUGCUUUACCCUAUCCUUUUCCAGAUGAGAUCCUGGAUGUCAUUCUCCUUGUCUUUGUGCUCUCUACUAUUCAUCCUGACAGGAUGCAAGGUGUUGUAAAUAGAUUGGCUAAACUACUGAAACCUGGAGGAAUGUUGUUAUUUCGAGACUAUGGAAGAUACGAUACAGCUCAGCUUCGUUUUAAAAAAGGUCGUUGCUUGUCAGAAAAUUUUUACGUACGAGGAGAUGGAACCAGAGUAUAUUUCUUUACCAAAGGUGAGGUAUGGAACAUGUUCAACUUGGCUGGAUUAACUGAAGUACAGAAUUUAGUUGAUCGGCGAUUACAAGUAAACAGGAAGAAAAAAGUGAAAAUGCAGAGAGUUUGGAUACAAAGCAAGUUCCAAAAACCAUUGCUGCUAUCUCCAAAUAAUCCUGCAGAAAUUAUCAAAAGGCGCCCUUAAUUGUAUCACAAGCUCCAGAACCUGAAGCAAAUUUGGCAAAACCAAGGCAGGUGCUUGUGCCUUAUCUGCAAAUCCACUGAAUCUGAAGAGGACAACCAAAAUGCAGGGCAGACUGGGAGACAGCAGGAAUUCUAGUGACAGUAGGGAAAAAUUUCUUGUAUUGGAAACUACUGUUUCUGUCCUGUCUUUCGCCAAGUUGCAAGCAAAAGACAAGGAAAUCUGCAGAUUCUGCUGUUUAAUAAUGACUAAAAAUUUGUAACAAACCAUCCUGAAAUUUGUAUUAAACACCAGUGGAAAUCACAUAAAUUUUGCUAGUUCAUUUUGA
Molecule: messenger RNA, 3056 nt
Organism: Strigops habroptila (Kakapo)
Lineage: Eukaryota; Metazoa; Chordata; Aves; Psittaciformes; Psittacidae
Gene: METTL8
Product: methyltransferase like 8
Exons: 13
Coding region: 1445-2731 (428 amino acids)
Molecular function (GO): tRNA (cytidine-N3)-methyltransferase activity
Source: RefSeq, a predicted model, not a curated record